AUGCUCUCCCUCCAACGAGCUGGUCAAUCCUUUGUACGAUGCGCCGGACGCCGGACUUUCUCAAAUUCUUCAAUACGAAACAGCUACGAUGAUACCAUUCGGAAUCUCCUCAUCCACAAAGAUACCAAAGUCCUGUGCCAGGGUUUCACGGGGAAGACGGGUACUUUCCAUGUGAGGGAGGCUUUGGCGUACGGAACAAAAAUGGUCGGUGGUGUCUCCCCUAAGAAGGCUGGAACGACGCAUCUCGGGCUACCUGUGUUCGGGAGCGUGAAGGAGGCUGUCCGUGAAGUGCAACCGGAUGCCUCCGUCCUCUACGUCCCCCCUCCUACCGCCGCAGAUGCCAUUAUUGAAGCCAUUGAGAACGAAAUCGGACUCAUUGUCUGCAUCACCGAGGGUAUCCCCCAGGCAGAUGAAAUCCGCGUCGUAAACGCCCUCAAGAGCCAGUCCAAGUCCCGUCUCGUCGGCCCCAACUGCCCCGGAAUCAUCAACCCGCUCGGCUGCAAGAUGGGCAUCCAGCCAGGCCACAUCCACAAACCCGGGAGAAUAGGUAUCGUGUCCCGCUCGGGUACGCUCACGUAUGAAGCUGUCGCCCAAACCACGGAUGUGGGCUUGGGACAGUCCCUCUGCGUGGGUAUUGGCGGAGACCCGUUCCCUGGCACCCAGCACAUUGAUGUCAUCAAGGUGUUCCUUGACGAUCCUAACACCGACGGUAUUGUUAUUAUUGGAGAAAUUGGUGGUUCUAUGGAGGAGGAGGCAGCGGAGUACCUUGAGAAGUAUAACAAGACUCGGGCCAACCCUAAGCCUGUGGUCGGCUUCAUUGCUGGCCGCACUGCUCCCCCCGGAAGACGUAUGGGUCACGCUGGUGCCAUCAUCUCCGGUGGUAAAGGUGCUGCCUCAGAUAAAGUAGCUGCUCUCGAACGUGCCGGCGUCAUUGUUACCGACAGCCCCGCCAAAAUCGGCCAGCAAAUGCUCCAGGCCAUGCAAGCUGCUGGUCUGGCCUAA
Pleurotus ostreatus (oyster mushroom) is the source of this 1002-nucleotide messenger RNA. RefSeq names its product Succinate--CoA ligase [ADP/GDP-forming] subunit alpha, mitochondrial (gene SCSALPHA1). The record is from RefSeq and is a predicted model, not a curated record. The transcript is spliced from 8 exons. NCBI's taxonomy places the organism in Eukaryota, Fungi, Basidiomycota, Agaricomycetes, Agaricales, Pleurotaceae. Bases 1 to 1002 code for a protein of 333 amino acids. Gene Ontology annotation, molecular function: succinate-CoA ligase (GDP-forming) activity; succinate-CoA ligase (ADP-forming) activity. Gene Ontology annotation, biological process: tricarboxylic acid cycle. Gene Ontology annotation, cellular component: mitochondrion; succinate-CoA ligase complex (ADP-forming).